AUGGAUCUUUAUGGCCAAGUUUGGCAAUCAUCUGAUCUCAGUCCCGAUCGUUUGACUAGUGAACUGAACAAAGUGUUUACUCUCAACGAAAGUGCCACCGAAGCGCAUGGAAAUAAAGAAAAAUAUUACAACGUGAAUCAGGAAGCUGCUGCAGAGUAUGCCAAGUCAGGAUCGGCAAGCCUCACUGUUGGCUGGAAGUUCAUAGGUGGAUCUGCAUCCGCUCAAUAUGCAGAAUCAGGCUCGACUUCCCAAGCAAGUAGUGUGACGCAGCAUGAUGUUAUGUCAGAGUCAGACAUAAAACACUUCAUUAAUCAACAGUCAGUUGAAAUCGCAUGGGAGGGAGAGAAAUUUAUUCCCAAAGCUUUCAAAGUGGUUAAAGUGACGGAUGUAGCUGAUCGCAUGCAAGUUGCCGUCAUUGCAAAACAACUCACCGCGGAGCAAUCAAGGGGAGCAAUCAUCCGUUCGGUGAGCGCAUUGAAUAAUCCUACUCCGUCAUCAUUAGCAUUGUUCACCGGAGAAAUUCGUCUAUAUGCAUCAGUACUUAGGGAUCCACCUAUCAACUGGUUGCGAUGCAAUGGCUCGAGAGUGUCACGCGUUACAUACUCACGUCUGUUUGCUGUAAUAGGGACCACAUAUGAUGUAAAUAACAAUGACACGACUAGUUUUCAACUACCUGACUUGCGUGGUCGUGUUGUAGUAGGAAGAGAUCCAUCGGAAAUUCGAACAAAUAAUACGUCGAGGAUGGGCGCUACAGGCGGACAGUCGAGACAUACUUUAACAAAUGAUCAACUACCUGCACAUUAUCAUGAUCGAGGUUCGUUGACAAUUGGCGCCAGUGGAUCGCACACGCAUGGCAUCUACGACCCAGGACAUCAGCACAAUGCGGAUAUUCGUGAAAACGGUGGAAGUAGUCAAGACGGCUAUUAUUUUAAUGCGAUUAAUGGAAAACAUAACUGGUACAGUGGCCGAGUGAAAGUCCAGUCGACUACUACCGGUAUCUUAGUAAAUACUGUUGGAAAUCAUGCGCACACAUUGACUGGAAAUACAGGUUCGACAGGAAAUGCACAUUCAUUUUCUCUUCUCAAUCCAUAUCAAACAUUGGACUACAUCAUAUAUGCUGGUUAA
Messenger RNA from Rotaria sp. Silwood2, 1125 nucleotides. NCBI's taxonomy places the organism in Eukaryota, Metazoa, Rotifera, Eurotatoria, Philodinida, Philodinidae. The record is from the annotation of a GenBank genome assembly.